Messenger RNA from Lobosporangium transversale, 159 nucleotides. RefSeq lists its product as hypothetical. Bases 1 to 159 code for a protein of 52 amino acids. The transcript is spliced from 2 exons. Lineage: Eukaryota; Fungi; Mortierellomycota; Mortierellomycetes; Mortierellales; Mortierellaceae. The record is from RefSeq and is a predicted model, not a curated record.
AUGGAUAAAACAAUUAAAAACGCUGUAAAUGAAGCAAAGGAGAAAAAGCCCAAGGAGCUUGAAGACCCUGCAAGCGACAUCUCUGAGGUCUUUGGCGCGGCCCCAGCAAAGAAAACCAUCCACAUCAUUGUCCAACGUCCAUCAGCAGCCACAGGAUAA